GCACUACACUACAGUAGGCAAGUCCAGAGAGACAGAUAGAGGGGAAACAAGAGAGCAGGCAUCGUCAGCGAUCCAGUGCCACGGAGAAACAAAAACCCUUGAAGCUUUUACAAAACCGUCAAGUUAAUAACUGAUCUAUUGAAUUUAGGAGAUGGUGAUCUCAUAUUCUCGGCAGAUCGUCUAACCGCCCUAGAGAAGCCAUGAGUGGGGUCCUGAAGAGGAAGUAUUCCGAAGUAGAAGAGGAGGACCCUUGCUACUCCUCCCCAUCUUCCUCCGCCUCCUCCUCCUCCCCCUCCUCCUCCGCCUCCUCGGAAUUGGAGUCAGAUGAGGAGAGCCGCAACAGUGACAACCAAGACUUCAACUCUGCCUCACCUACCUCCCAUCUACCCAUCCGCUCCAUCCUGAAGAGCCCAAAACUUUCCCAUGACAACAGCGGCCAUAGCAACAGCGUUGUCUUCAACCAGGUGACGGUGUUCCUGUUCCAGCGUUGCCAGGGUUUCACCAGCGUUCCGAGACGCGGCGGUGCCACCCUGGGCAUGGUGAGGAAGCACAGCGCCCUCCGGAGGUACACACUGGCAGAGCACACCCAGGAGAGACGAAGGAGGCGCAGGGAGAGACUCAGAGAUAGACUGAGGGAGGAGAGGCUGGAGACACUCAGACAGAGACUGACAGCCAGUGGCAUUACGGACCAGGAGGAGUUAGAUCGCCUCACCAUCGAUCAGAUCGACCAGGUGCCUGACGAAGACAUCGAGGCCCACCUCCCUGCGGCUGACCUUGAGGAUGGGGAGGAGGAUGGGGGUGACGGGGGGCUCCUGUACCCCUACGCUUCCCGCCAGAGACAGGCCCUACUCCGGGCGGCGGGGGCGAGGCACAUCGACCGGGAGGAGAAGAGAGAGCUCCAUGCUCUGAGGAAAUCCCGAGAGGACUGUGGAUGUGACUGCCAGGGAUUCUGUGAACCUGAAACCUGUGCCUGUAGUCUGAACGGGAUCAAGUGCCAGAUGGAUCGCUCCAACUUCCCUUGCGGCUGCACAAAGGAUGGCUGUGGGAAUACUAACGGUCGCGUGGAGUUCAACUCCAGACGAGUCCAGACCCACUACAUACACACUGUCAUGAGGCUGGAGCUGGAGAGGAGACUGCAGGAUGAGAUACUAACCCAGAGGAGAGACCCAGAGGAGAACCAAGACGAUCUCCAGGAGCUCCAGGACCAGGGACAGCAUCAGCAGGACAGUGCCCAGGAGGGGAGAUGCCCCUUCGGGUUCACCCUGGAAGAAGAGGGCCUCCCUCUCUCCAUCCCCACCACCCCUACCUUCCACUUCAGCUCUGAACUGUGUGAGGUUGAGAAUAGUUGCUGUAGUGACAUGACCGACUCGUCCGGCGUCUCUGCCCAGAGCGAGGACUCCGACGUGGGAGGAAGCCCUCGAGAGCACCAGCCUCUCUUGGAUGUGGACGAUGGAGGUGUGGCUUGUGUCCUCAGCUUCUGCGACUCUGACAAUGAGGACUGCUCCAUGGGCAGUGAAAGUGGCACAAAGCCAGGGAGACAACCGUCGCCACACCUUCGCCAGUGUGUCACCGGUUUCGACACGUUGUACGGCCUCUGUAAAGACACCACAGCCACCCUCGGCCUGUCCAACGCACCCGGUUCACACACAGACAAUACACAGACGUAUACAGAGAAGACACACAGACACACAGACAACAGCUACAGCGGCGGUUCUUUCAUGGCCGAGUAUCAAGACGACAAUGCCAACCAAGCGACGGCCCUGUUCACCCACAGUCCCCUCCAGGACUACCCCAACACACCCUCUCCUUCCAUAGACUACUCGUCCAGCAGCUACAUGGACCUCAGUCUCUCCUCUGACUCGGAUUUGGAGCUCUUUGACAACUUCCCUACAGACUAUAGCUCAGCCCCUCUACACAACUCAUUCAAAGGCCACAAGCACCCUGACAACUUCCUUCAUCUGCAAGUGUUGAGUUCUGCAAAUGUCCCACAGUUCAAUGAGACAGCUGGCACCUGCCUCCUGGAGUCUCUGAUUGGCUUAUCCGAUCCAAUAGAAACUCCUUCAUCCACAGACAAUCAGUUAUUGGAGCAGGUAAUUCAGUGACCAAUGGGCUGAACUGUCAGGGUUCUGUGGGACCUGAUUGGCUCAUGGACAUUAAAAUGAGCCUAGAAGAACAUUAAUAUGUACAGUCUACAGUUUGUAUUUUAAUAAGAUAUUUGAAUGUACAGUAUGAGAUAUUUUAUUCAGAUUUAUUAAAUACGAUGUUGUUGAAGAAGAAGAGGCACAUUAUGGUUAUUCAUGAUUUAGACAAUAUUAUACAUGAGCAGAUAUCACAGAACCCUAAAUGUCAUCACUACGAGACAUAACAUGUUUCAUGUUUCUUGAUGUUCACAAUUCUUUUAUUUUUUAAAUGUGCUUUCCAGCAGUUAUUUAUAAAUGAUUAUUCAUUUAAAAAAAAGAACAAUGGCUUAAUUUAUUUAUUUACUUGAUGUACAUUUGUUUUUAGCUGAGGGAUUGUAUUGCUGGCAUCACCACGAGACAGACAGAUGGAGACAUUCAUGAAAUUUUAUGAAUUGUAUUCAUGUGAAGUUUUGUUUCAAUCAAGACUGUGGCACAAUAUUCAGAAUUACAACAUCUUGUUAUGUAUUAUUAAUUGUAGUACUACUACUGUGUAUUGGCCUACAUGAAAUGAUUUAGCUAAAUGUAUUGCUAUUUAUUUGUGUCAAAACGCCAUAGUUUCAUGUAUUGGAGAUCCAUCUCUCUCCUCCUCCAUAGGUAACUUAUUAUUUCUUCUUCGUUUUGGCUUAUUUAUUUCUUCUUCGUUUUGGCUUAUUUAUUUCUUCUUCGUUUUGGCUUAUUUGGCAAACUGAAAUGUCAUUGCUUUGCAAAAAUAUCAAUGGAAUCUGAUAUGUGCGCCGUGUAUUUAAGAAAGUUUUGCUUUGUCUGUCUUUUUAAGUUAUUUUCUAUGGAAAUAUAUUAGCAUUUACAAUGUGUUACUGAAUCUUGUAUUUUAAAGAAAGUCAAAUCUUCUAUCAAUGAAUAAACAUAAAUCUUUUGGAACAAUGUUGAA
Molecule: messenger RNA, 3069 nt
Organism: Oncorhynchus gorbuscha (pink salmon)
Lineage: Eukaryota; Metazoa; Chordata; Actinopteri; Salmoniformes; Salmonidae
Product: cysteine/serine-rich nuclear protein 1-like
Exons: 5
Coding region: 201-2102 (633 amino acids)
Biological process (GO): regulation of transcription by RNA polymerase II
Cellular component (GO): nucleus
Molecular function (GO): sequence-specific DNA binding; DNA-binding transcription factor activity, RNA polymerase II-specific
Source: RefSeq, a predicted model, not a curated record